Messenger RNA from Guillardia theta CCMP2712, 675 nucleotides. RefSeq lists its product as hypothetical. Lineage: Eukaryota; Cryptophyceae; Pyrenomonadales; Geminigeraceae. Bases 1 to 675 code for a protein of 224 amino acids. The record is from RefSeq and is a predicted model, not a curated record. The transcript has 2 exons.
AUGGCAGCUCUAGUGUCGGCAUUAUUCGCAUGCGUUUCUUGGAAUCUGGAUGUUUUUGAGCCACAUAAACAUGUCAACAAGGAGGAGAUCGGGGUGUAUCAGAUUGCAGAUGGUCUGAAAGAGCCAAGUCACCUCUCUUUGAUACCAUCGCAAAUGCUCAUACCUAACGGCAGCAUGCCCAUCCACGCAGCACACACGCUUGGCCUACCACAUAAAGGCACACUUCAUUGCAUUGAUGGCAAAAUACUUGUUUUGAAACGAGCUUCUACGCUGAAAACUUGUCCUGAAAAAUGGGGAUUUGUAGGUGAGCACCAGAAGGAGGGGGAAGAUCCAAAGACGUUGGUGGACAGAGCACUGGUGGAAGAGUUGGGAACAACUUUUCGCGACAAAAUCAAGAAACACACUAACAUCACAUCAAAUCCUAUUUGGUAUUUCCGACAAUACGAAGAUGGACGUAGAGACCGGCAACUUACUUGGAUGUGGCUUGUACAGCUUAAUGAAGAAGCAAGUCGCUUGACCAUCUAUCCAGAUGCUGAAGUAGAAAGAUAUAAGUGGGUUCCAAUCAAGGAGCUGAUGCAUUGGCUAGAAACAAAAGAGUCGGACUUUUGCCAUGAGACAGUUACAAGCUUGAUGAGAUUUGGUUUGGGCCGUUUAUCCGAGGUAGUGCAGACAUAA